UUUUUUGCCGUGAUUGUGUUGUUGAGGUUGGGUUCGAAAGGGUGUUCUGUGGAUGGUUUCUUAUUUGUAAGUUUGACAAAUGGUUUUUAAUUAUUAUUGUAAACAUGCCAGACGACGAGUUUGAUGCUGAACCUUUAUUGUGGGCUGAAGCCAAAUCCGAGAGACCUGCUGAAAUUAUACAGCAAAUUAAUUCAAAGAAUGCUAAGCUUAUUGCUUGUGGUCUUGUUCUAAGUUUUAUUUUAUAUCAUGGAGUAAUCCACUUGCGGUAUGGAACAGACUCAUGUACAUGGCUUCUUUCUGAUGGGAGAUACAAGGGUGACAUGGAAUGGCAGCCGUAUGGUUGUUUGUUGCAUCGUUACAGUCAAACGGAUACUCGUCGAUGCAUGCGUUACUUGGCAUUCUACGGCCGACAGAACCGGUUCGUGUUUGUCGGUGACUCGAGGAUCCACGACCUAUACACCGCGUUCUGGGAUCACUUGACUGGCCACGAAUCCAAAACUCAGCACAAGUACCAGUCGCUGGCCAAAUCAUCCAGAAAUUUCACGUUUGUCGAUUAUCAGCUGAAGCUGACCAUCGAAUUUGUUUAUAGCGAAGAUGUUGGACCGAAAAUGCUGUCCAAGUUUCAGAUGUGGCGCGUACUCAGGAUCGAUGAGCUGGUCGAAAAAAGGAAGCCAAGUGUGGGGUGUUGCAAGAACCUUGUCGUCGAGGAUAAGUUGACGCCUUCCCAUGCUGGCAUCACCAAUCAGCAGAUAUACCUCUAUAAUAGGGCGGCCGUUGAUAGCAUCGACGAGCUGGUCGAAAAAGGAAGCCGAGUGCUGUGGGUGUUGCAAGAACCUGUCGUCGAGGAUAAGUUGACGCCUUCCCAUGCUGGCAUCACCAAUCAGCAGAUAUACCUCUAUAAUAGGGCGGCCGUUGAUAGCAUCGACGAGCUGGUCGAAAAAGGAAGCCGAGUGCUGUGGGUGUUGCAAGAACCUGUCGUCGAGGAUAAGUUGACGCCUUCCCAUGCUGGCAUCACCAAUCAGCAGAUAUACCUCUAUAAUAGGGCGGCCGUUGAUAGCAUCGACGAGCUGGUCGAAAAAGGAAGCCGAGUGCUGUGGGUGUUGCAAGAACCUGUCGUCGAGGAUAAGUUGACGCCCCAUGCUGGCAUCACCAAUCAGCAGAUAUACCUCUAUAAUAGGGCGGCCGUUGAUAGCAUCGACGAGCUGGUCGAAAAAGGAAGCCGAGUGCUGUGGGUGUUGCAAGAACCUGUCGUCGAGGAUAAGUUGACGCCUUCCCAUGCUGGCAUCACCAAUCAGCAGAUAUACCUCUAUAAUAGGGCGGCCGUUGAUGUGCUACGCUACAGUCGCGCGAAGGUGUGGUCGAGCUCGCGACUGCUGGUGUCGGGGCUGGUGGACGAGAUGGUGGAUGGCUACCACCUGGGCGCAUCGCACCUGCGCCACAACACACAGCUGCUGCUCAACGCCUACUGCAACGACCACAUGAACUACAACGAUGGCACCUGUUGCGCCAGCGCCGAGACAUACACCACCCUACAGAUGCUCACCUUUGCCGUAUUUGGCGUCUGUACAAUACUGGGAAUUGUGAUUGCUCUAAGAAGGUAUCAGUUUCAAAGAAUGAGAGAUCCGCCAUCUCCUGCAUAUAAACUAAUCACCUCUCUCGCAAAACUUGGUGUCAUUCUGGCCUAUUUCUACUUGUGUGAUAGAACAAAUUUCUUCAUGAAAGAAAACAAAUACUAUUCGCCAGUUAGCUUCUGGCUGCCUAUUGGAUAUGUUUUCGCACUGGGCCUAUUUUUCACUGAAGACAGUCGCUACACUAAAAUCUUGCAUAGGGAACAAACUGAUGAGUGGAAGGGAUGGAUGCAAUUGGUAAUUCUGAUCUAUCACAUGACUGGUGCUAGUAGUAAUCUACAGAUAUACAACCACGUGCAAAUACUGGUGUCAGCCUACUUAUUUCUAACCGGCUAUGGCCAUUUCUAUUACUUAUGGCAUCGAGCCGAUGGUGGAGUGGUCAGAUUUUUUCAGGUAAUGUUCAGACUGAACAUGCUGGCGGUUUGUCUGUGCCUGUGCAUGAACCGGCCCUACCAGUUCUACACGUUCACACCUUUGGCCUCGUUCUGGGUGAUGAUGAUCUACCUGGUGCUGUGUGGCCCGCCGCGCGUCUCGGCCACCUCCACCGACGCCAACCCCCUCCACUAUCUCUAUCUCAUUCUCAAAAUGGUUGUGCUCUUCAGUCUCGUCGUCAUGCUCUACAUGUCAGAGGUGUUCUUUGAGAAAGUAUUUGUAACUAGACCUUGGAAAGCGUUAUUCGUUACAACCGACGAUGACAUUCAUGACUGGUGGUAUCGAUGGAAGCUGGACCGAUACAGCAUGUCGUACGGCGUGGUGUUUGGGAUGGGCGUAGUGGUGGCCCAGCGUCUCAACCUGGUGGAUGACAACAACCACAGCAACGUGCUUCCCCCCCGCCCCGCGCUGGCCGCCGUCUUCCUCGCCCUGGUUGGCAUCGGCUGCUCCGUCGCAUUCGCCCUGCUCUGCAACAACAAACUCCAGUGCAAUGAGGUCCACUCCUACACUGUCUUCGUGCCGAUAGUGAGCUACGUGGUGUUGCGCAACAUAUCAGGGAUGCUUCGGACGAGGUACUCGAGCCUGUUCGCCUGGUUCGGCCGCAUCUCUCUGGAGCUGUUCCUCUGCCAGCACCACAUCUGGCUAGCGGCCGACACACACGGCGUGCUCGUGCUGCUGCCUGGCUACCCCGUCCUCAACUCACUCAUCACCGCUUUCAUCUUUGUCUGCGCAUCGCACGAGAUCCACCAAUUGACAAGGACACUGAUGCCAUUUGCAGUUCCGUCUGAUUGGAAGCUAGUGCUCAGAAACGUGAUGGUGUUCUUCCUGAUCUUGGUUCCUAUUGGAAUACACGACGGCAUGUUCUAAACUUGUCGCUCAAUGAUCUCAAAUUUGUAAAUAGCAAUCCAACUUAUCACAUGAUAAUCCAACUUCCACAUUUGUAAAUUCGCAAUUCAUCAUUUCACCUACUUGUAAGAUUACGCGUAAUUGUGUAUAUGUUAUUAAUUUCAUUAUGUAUAUUUUUUGUUGAACAAAUUACAUUUUUAUAUAUCACUUGAAAUAUUUUCUACUGUGAUUGUUCGAAUUCAUGUCGAUUAAAAGCACGCUUUUAAAAUUAUAAAA
Molecule: messenger RNA, 3182 nt
Organism: Nilaparvata lugens (brown planthopper)
Lineage: Eukaryota; Metazoa; Arthropoda; Insecta; Hemiptera; Delphacidae
Product: N-acetylneuraminate 9-O-acetyltransferase-like
Exons: 18
Coding region: 105-2927 (940 amino acids)
Source: RefSeq, a predicted model, not a curated record